UGAAAGCAGUCUGAAUCUGGAAGUUACCGGGAGUUAACAUGGCUUCGAAAGAACAGGCUGAGAGUUUAACCGAGGAGGUAAUUUGUCCCGUCUGCCUGGAUUUCUUCACUGAACCUGUCACCCUGGAUUGUGGACACAACUUCUGCCGCUCCUGUAUCACACGGUGUUGGGAAAGGCAGGAGAAAAUCUGCCCGGAAUGUAGAGAGGAGAUUGCAGACCGCACCCUCAGGGUCAAUCGGGCCUUAGCAAAUCUGUCUGAGAAAACUCGGAAACUAAACCUGAAUCCGAAAGAGAAGGGAAGUAAACGUUACUGCGAGGAACAUGAGGAAGAACUGAAGCUAUUUUGUGAGACGGACAAGACUCUGAUCUGCCUGAUCUGUGCGACUGCACGGGAACACAAGUCUCACAACUUCAUGCCGGUUAAGGAAGCCGUUCAAGUCUACAAGGAUCGGGUUAAAUCUUCCUUCGACUCUCUCACAAAAAGCAAAGCAGACUUUGAGGAAAUGGAGCAGCAACAGAAGGAGAAGAUUUCCGUAGUUCGGAAACAGAAGAGGACUACUACUUUGAAGACAGCACGAGUUGGCAAAGAAAGAGGGCCGACCAUUAAAAGGGAACAUCGUACUCAAGUUGAAUCUCUUCCCGGCAAAGUACCCAUCACCCCCGGUGGUGCGGAACAGGAGACUGCAACAACGUCAACAGCCUCCAAGAAGAAACAGCAGGAACUGCACAAGCGUGAAGAAGUGGGCAUGCGCAAGCAGAAGCAAACAAAACUACAAGUCCCAGCUGUGAUUGAAAGUGAAAGUGGAACAGAAUUAGAAUCAGACUCUCUGGAGAACACAGAUGAGGAAAAAGAGGAAGAAGAAGAAGAACUGGAAGAAUUUAAAACUGGAAGACUUCCUGGAGACAAAAGAAAAACCCUGAGACAAAUAAUGCAUGAAGUAAAAGCAAUAAAAGAAACAAAAACAGAUAUUAAAAAUAUGAAGGUCAGGCUUGAUAAGGUUGUGGAAAAACAGAAGAAAGCAGCUAAGAAAGUUAAAAAGUUGGAAGAAAAAACGGGAGACACCAUUGAAAGAGUGGCUAAGAUGGAAGAUAAUAUCCUUACCCGGACAUCAGAAAGUAAACGGCUGUUGGAAAAAGUGGAUGUGCUUGAAAAUUUUAGCAGAGAAAAAAAUAUUAAGAUUGUUGGUCUUAAAGAAGGUAUAGAGGGAGAAGAUCCAGUAAAAUUCUUUCAAAAAUGGAUCCCUGAAACUUUGGAAAUGGAAGAGGGAAGUCAGUUAAUUGAAAUCGAAUGGGCUCAUAGAGCUUUAAGACCAAAGCCCCAACAAGAUCAAAAUCCACGAUCAAUCUUGAUAAAAUGUUUCGGAUAUCAAGAUAAAGAAAGGAUCUUGAAGGCAGCUGCUCAAGGUGCCAGAAAGAGAAAUGGGCCAUUGAUGAUUGAAGGGAAAAGAGUUCUUUUCUAUCCUGAUAUAAGUUAUGACCUUUUGAAGAGGAGGAAGGAAUUUAACCCAGUGAAAAAAGUCUUAUGGGAGAAAGGUUAUCAAUUUAUACUGCGCUACCCGGCAACAUUGAUGAUCCUUUUGGAUGGUGAAGAAAGAAGAUUUUUUACUGAUCAUUGGAAAGCGGAGGAGUUUGUACAAGGACUUCCAAAUAUUCGUUAGACGCAGUAAAGAGUUUAUGGAAGCGAAAUGGAUUAAUAAUGAAGACUGAAAUAAGGAAUGGAUUUGAUGGAUAUUUAAGAGUAGAAGAAUAUACAAAUAUACUUCAAUUAGGGAGUAGGGAUAUUAAUUUUUUUUCUUCACUUACAUAUCUUUUUUUAAAUACGGGGAGCUGGGGGAGCUUCUGAUCGAUUGCUGCGGGAUUCACGUGUGUAAUCAUGGCGAUUUCUAUUCACUCACAAUAUUAGUAGGUGGGUAUUUUGUUAUCUUUUUCUUUACUGUAUAUUUUUUUUUCUUUUUUUUUUGCCUGGAUGAUUGGUGGGGAGACACAUAGCAACAUGGAGAAUUUUAAAGAGAUUCCCCAAGGUACUAUGAGAGCUGAGAUAUUACGUAUUGUUAUAGACUAGAGUAACCUUGUUAAAAAUAAUUACUAAUCUAUUGAAUUUUUCAAGUUUUAAUGUUAAUGGACUGGUGAAAAGAAAAAGAAUUUUAACAUAUAUUAAGAAAAUGAAAGUAGAUAUAGCCUUUUUGCAGUAAACACAUUUAACAGAGAUAGAACAUCAGAAAUUAAAGAGAGUUUGGGUUGGAAGUGUUAUUGCAGCUUCAUUUAAUUCAAAGGCGAGGGGAGUUGCAAUUUUGGUAAAUAAAACCUUACCAAUUAAAAUACAAAAUGUACUAAUUGAUUCCACGGGGUGAUAUGUGAUUAUACGUUGUCAAAUCUUUUCGGAAUUAUGAAUGUUUAUGCACCAAAUGAAAAUUAUGCAAAAUUAAUACAAGAAGCUUUUUUAAAUUUGGCCGACGCACUUGAUAAAAUAUUAAUAGGUGGAGACUUUAACUUUUGUCUGAGAAUGUGAAGAGGGUAAGGGGUACGUGUAGAAGGGGUGGGCAAAGGAUAAGUGUAGCAGAAUAUGUAGACAGGACCAGGGAGAGGAUACGUCAAUGGGGAAGUAUAGGAGAACAGGGAACAGGUAGCUAAAAUAAGAUGCCAGACAGCAUGUGGCAACCACAAAGAAGAGGAACCUUGCGACCACAAAACAAUGUGUUUGGCAAAGUAUUUUGAGCUAUAUACCUAUUUCGAGUGUUUUGUUUGCUUCCAUACCCAUUCUAAGUGUUACGCUUGCGUCUAUGCUUAUUCCGAGUAUUUCGCGUGCUUAGCUAUGCAAUAGCCAAUCAAUUGAUAAAUUUGAAUCAGUAACCAUAUGUGCGAAUGUAGUACCCUGCUUUUGGGUAUAAGUAUGACCUUUGUAAGCCGACAAAUUGGGAGUUGGCUACCUUACGCCCGAAGUGCGUGGGGCUGCGAACUCCUCUCUGAAUAAAAACCGUUUCAGAGGUAA
Molecule: messenger RNA, 2989 nt
Organism: Hypanus sabinus (Atlantic stingray)
Lineage: Eukaryota; Metazoa; Chordata; Chondrichthyes; Myliobatiformes; Dasyatidae
Product: E3 ubiquitin-protein ligase TRIM11-like
Exons: 3
Coding region: 39-1658 (539 amino acids)
Molecular function (GO): zinc ion binding
Source: RefSeq, a predicted model, not a curated record